Molecule: messenger RNA, 2447 nt
Organism: Brassica oleracea var. oleracea
Lineage: Eukaryota; Viridiplantae; Streptophyta; Magnoliopsida; Brassicales; Brassicaceae
Exons: 3
Coding region: 445-2034 (529 amino acids)
Source: RefSeq, a predicted model, not a curated record
CACACACACAAAGAGGUGGGGCCCUACAUUGUAAGAACCCUCUAUUCCUUUAGUAGUGGCCAUAGUCAAGUCUCUCACACACACCCAAAAAAAGAAAGACAUCCCUUUUUUCCCUUCGUCUCCAUUGGUACUAGUCAGACAUUAACGUGAGCGGCUUAGUGAAACACCCCCACCCAUCUCUCUCUCUCUCUCUCUCUAUAGAAACCCAGAAAAAUUCUUGCUUUCAAACUUCUCCCAUUUUCUUCUUCCCAUUCAUAAGCAGAAUCUGAUUCUUCUUUUCUCUUAGAUAGAACUUUGGAGACACAGAAGAACAAGGAUUCAGAAUCCCGAUCGAAACCCCUAUUUUUUUCUUACUCAGAUACUUGGAAGUGGUCUUAAAAUUUGUAUGGUAGGAUGGGAAACUGAGUUUUGUUCGGUUUUGAUUUCAAGUUAGCUAGCAAAACAAUGGGAAGUCUUACACCUGAUGCUCUGAAAGAUGAUCCUGAGCUUGAAGAUUCAUUAAACAUUCAUGAGAAUCUCCCUGUCUUGUUGACCCAGAAAAGACAACAGCAAUGUAGUUUAGUUUCAAACAGCGGGAAGUGGCUACACCUUGUCAAAAACUGUCCCAGAGGCUCGUUCUCUCGAGCCACCAGCUUCUUUGAUAACAAGAUCCCAAGGCAUUUGGUGUCGCUAGACGAGAAGUAUCUCCGCAGAUGCCUUGAAUUGAUUAACAUCAGCGCCUUUAAGCCGUCAGCUAGUUGCAGCCUCUCUUCGUAUCACUUUGACUCAAGUAUGAUCCCUAAAGAGAACGUUGCUCGUCUUCUCUUUGAUCUUCCCUUGGUUGAUGAUUCAGGGAACGUAGUGAUUAGUCCUGUGAUCACAGGUUGCAAGAGAGUUACGCAUUUGCUUGAUAGCCCUGAAAAGGCGGUCUCAGUAUCGAGCACAAGCUCAGUGAGCUCCUCUUCUUCUUCUUCUGAGCAGUCUUCUUCAUGUUGGUCUCCUUCUUCAUCAACGGUUUCUCAAGGAACACUUCAGUUCACUAUGAAAGACAACAAGAUUCCUCAUUUUGUUUUCUCAUUGGAUGAUCAGAAAGAGAUCUAUGUAGCUACCUUAAGCAAUACUAGUAGUGUUGGUUUUGACCGUAGCUCUCUAGACUAUUCUUAUUUGAUCCAUUUGCAGAAAGGGCGUGUCGGCUCUGAACUGGUUGGUAAGCUAAAGGUAUCAACGUUGUUCUCUGUCUCAUCCGCUAAUGAAAGAACCGUUGAGAGACAGUUUGUUCUGUUCAGUAACGGUGGGAAUCAGCAGUUGCUAGGCCACAGUGAGAUCAAGAAACACAGAGGAUUGUCUAAGAAAGUGGUUGAUGCGUUCAAACGCGGCUCAAGGCAAAGAAGCAUCUCAAGAUUCAGUAGAACAAGCUCCGUAACUGAUUUUAGUUCUUGGGAGCCGUUUCAAGAGCCUGAUCAAGUUCUUGAAUCCGUGAGUUUGCUAGAUAGCGAGCUUCCGCAUAAUCUUGAAGCCUCAGCUGUUGUUGUGAGAGAGAAGUUUCUCAAUGAAGAAGAGAAAGUUGGAGGGUGGGGCAUGAAGUUUCUGAAGAAAACCUCCUUGUCUAGAAGAACCAAGCAGGCUUGUGGAGAUUCAAAGCAAAUGAGCAUAGAUGUUGUGAUUCCUUCAGGGGUUCACGGAGGGCCGAGAAGCAGAAACGGUGGUGGUGGUGGUCCUUCGAGUUUGGUUGAGAGAUGGAAGUCUGGAGGAAGCUGUGAUUGCUCUGGAUGGGACUUAGGUUGUCCUUUAACCGUCUUUAAAGGGCAAGCUAGAAAAGAUCAGAGUGAAGGUCAAUGCAAUCUUUUUGAGCUCUUCACUGAGGGAUCGAAGCAGGGGAGUCCUGGACUGAGGAUCAUGAGUGUAAGAGAGGGUCUUUACUUUGUCCAGUUUCAAGCAAAGAUGUCUGUGUUGCAAUCUUUUUCAACGGCUUUGGCGUAUGUUCAUAGUCAGAGCCAGAGACUUAGGCCAUGGUUGUCAGGGAAAGUGUGUAGAGAGAAGCUUAACUUAAGCUAAAAGAGAGAGGAUUGCACAGAGUAAAAGAUAGGCACAAACUCAGCCUUCGUAAUUUCAGCAGGUUCUUGAGUUAAAAUAUUUUUUUUUUUUUAGUUUAUUUGUUUUCUAUUUAAUAUAUUUUUUUGAUAGAAAAAAAUGUUUCUUUACUCGAAAUCAUAUGCAAGUUUGGUGUGUUUUUGUUGGUGUGAAUGUAAAUUUCUGACUUUCGAUUUUGACAUUUUAUGAUGUUCUGGUUUUCUAUAGACUUUGUUUUGUCAAUUAAGUGAUUAACUUCAGUUUUACACAACAACGACAUACACAAACGUUUUCUUACACAUUUUUUGUUUUGUUUUUCCCCUAACCAAGAACAAAGAGCUUAAUAAUAGUAUAAUACUAGUAGGCUCCAAAUACAAUACUGCAUACUUAUUCGUACA